AUGACUAGCCCUGUCCAAAUUUGUUCAGCCCUGGUCACGUUGAGGCGCCAUCUGGAGUGCGGUGGCCGCAACUGUCGACCGCGACAGGACACGGAUGCGGAUGGCACGGAUGCGGAUGCGGAUGUGGACACGGACGCGAGCGCGGCACCGCGACCAAUAGAUUUGGCCAAGCCCAAGCGAACUGAAGACAACGAGAGUUGCAGCCCGCCAAAGGCAAAACCCGGACCACAUGCAACAAUCGCAGUUACUGCGACGCCAACAGCGACGCCGGCUGCGACUGCGACUGCGGCAGAGGCAGGGGCAGCGACUGGAAAAAGGAAAACAGGCAGAGCGGAAGCGAGCUCCUCCGGCGACUUAUGGCCAUGUUUGUUGUACGGGUAA
This is a messenger RNA of Drosophila suzukii, 381 nucleotides long. NCBI's taxonomy places the organism in Eukaryota, Metazoa, Arthropoda, Insecta, Diptera, Drosophilidae. The record is from RefSeq and is a predicted model, not a curated record.